Poecilia reticulata (guppy) is the source of this 3597-nucleotide messenger RNA. The record is from RefSeq and is a predicted model, not a curated record. Lineage: Eukaryota; Metazoa; Chordata; Actinopteri; Cyprinodontiformes; Poeciliidae.
ACAAGCAUCCUAAUGUAGGACACAUGGCACAAGAAACACCAUCGAAAAGUAAUAACCAGAGCCAAGUGUAACAUCAAAGCAAAGGCAAUGUCUCAGCGAGCUGAUUCGUCCCAGUGUGGUGGGGUUGUGGUUGAAUUAGAAUCUGACAACAUCAGGGAUUCAAGAACUCGAAGAGCAAGGAAAAUACCGGGUUCAGCUCUUAUCUACCUCAAAGGCCCCAAGUUUCUCAUCUAUGUGAGUGGAGCGUUAUCUAUGUGGGGUGACCGCAUGUGGCACUUUGCAAUCUCUGUGUUCCUCAUUGAGUUGUACGGCCGCAACCUGCUGUUGACAGCAGUGUUUGGAUUGGUGCUGGCUGGGUCAGUGCUGUUGCUUGGGGCUUUAAUUGGAGACUGGGUUGAUCGCAAUCCUAGGAAUAAAGUUGCACAUGCAUCUCUUUUCAUUCAGAACACCUCAGUGACUGUAUGCAGCAUUGUGCUCAUGCUGGUAUUCUCAUAUAAGGAACAGAUUGAGCUGAUCUGGGAUGGAUGGUUUACUGUGGUUUGUUAUACGGUGGUGAUCAUCCUGGCAGAUGUGGCAAACCUUGCAAGCACAGCGCUGACCAUUGCCAUCCAGAGGGACUGGAUAGUGGUUAUUACAGGCUACAACCGAGGCCACCUGGCUGGAAUGAAUGCCACCAUGAGGAGGAUAGAUCAGGUGACCAACAUCCUGGCCCCACUGGCAGUGGGACAGGUCAUGACCCUGGCCUCUAACGUGGUUGGCUGUGGCUUCAUCCUGGCGUGGAACCUCUUUUCUCUCAUUGUGGAGUUCUUCUUCUUGUCAAGAGUUUAUCGAAUCGUUCCAGCUCUUUCAAUCAAACCCCCGACGGUGGAGGGCGAUCAGGAGUACCUGGAGAGGUCAGAGAGGAGAGGGUUGCAAGGGCAAGGCAACGAUGAGCUAUCUGACCCUCUGGCAACCAGCAACUGCAACACAGACAUGCAUCUUAAAGAAAUCACCAACUUGCCGCUGUGUUUCCAAAGGUUCCGCUGGCUGCUGAGCACAUGUAUGGAUGGCUGGAGGGCCUAUUAUCGACAACCCGUCUUCCUGGCUGGACUGGGUCUGGCUUUCCUCUACACUACAGUCCUGGGCUUUGACUGCAUCACCACUGGCUAUGCUUACACUCAGGGCAUAAGCGGCUCCCUCCUAAGUCUGUUGAUGGGUGUAUCGGCCAUCACAGGGUUGAUGGGCACUGUGAUGUUCACCAGGCUCAGGAAGUCGGUUGGCUUGGUUAAUACAGGAAUCAUCUCAAGCUGCCUCCACCUGGGUUGCUUGUUGCUGUGUGUGUGCUCUGUGUUUGCUCCUGGCAGCCCUAUAGAUCUCAGUCUGCUGAUGCCCUACUUUAGCUCUGGUUCCUCUGCUGAGCCUGGAGGAAUGGCAAGCAAAAGGCAAAAACAUACUUAUCCUCUUUCGGGAGGGAGCAAUCAGCCGCUGCUUCCGGAUCGCUCCUCCAUACACUGGACCAACAACACCGUCCUUUUUGACAACGUCCCCUCUGGAAUGGCACCGGACUCUUACAUAUCCAUUAUUCUGCUAUUCCUGGGCGUUAUCACUGCACGCAUUGGUUUGUGGUGCUUCGACCUGAGUGUGACCCAGCUUCUGCAGGAGACCAUCUGUGAGUCAGAGCGAGGGGUGGUAAAUGGGGUGCAGAGCUCCAUGAAUUAUCUAAUGGACCUGCUCCACUUUAUCAUGAGCCAAGAGAAAACACCGCCUCGAAACAUAAGAAGGAGACACAGCUUAGACAUAAGCACUGGAUCCACUCUGCACCUGGGAAAUGAAUGCCUCCCCCCCCCACCCUGAUCUGUGACUGCGACACUCUGUUCGUGACUUAGCCAUCCAUUACAACACUUCACACUUGAUUUCACCUGUGCAACUGAAGGAACGACAGGAGACGAGGUCGUUCCUCCGAUAUUCUCCACAUCCUGAAGUGGCUGCCACAAAUGAAGCGAUGAUGCAUCUAGGAGAAACGUCCAAAUCUGAUGGACAGGAGGACACGACGGUGAUGAUUGAGGCAUCAGAGGAUUUUGGUGCAAACUCUGCAGAGUUACAACAGCUGUAAGACUUUUGAGCAGGUCUGUACCCUUACAUGGCUUUAUAGAUGAAGGGGUGGAUGAACUGUGAGGUUUUUUUAUGUUUUUUUUUUCUGGCCUUCACUCAGUGAAGAGAAGAUGAGAGAAAGACAUCAACAUGAACGAACAGAGGGACAACAAAAUGGUUCUUUGACAAGUGGCAUCGAUGUUACUGAUCCGUCCACUUGGAAAUACUCCAGGAUGUCCAAAAAGGAACAUAAAGGGAACUGGAUGUGAGAUUGUUUGAUCAAAAAACAAAUAAAAAAAUACAAGUCAGCCUCCCCUUUUAGUGGACAAAGUGAAUGGAAAAAUAGCAUUUCCGUCACCUGGUUUGUUUCUCUGUGGAUGAAUCAAGCAAACAUUUGCCUUGUUUUUUAUAAUGGUAUAAAACUAGCUGAUGGAUUAUCUCAGAAAUCUCAUCAUGGCUUGCAAUAGUACUUGUAUUUUUUUCAUAUUUUAUUAUUAAUCAAAGAGAGACGUUUUUUUUCUGAUAACUGACCACAAAUAAGAGUAUGAUUGUAAUAUGGAAAGAACCAAAUGUAUCUUUUUUUUUUUCUUUUUAAAUACAUUUUUGAAAAGUAUGGAGUGCUGUUGCAUUAAUCCUUCAGAUACAUUCUUUUUACACACACCUUCUGCUGCUGUUACAUCUGCAAGUGUUUUGGGUUCAUUUCUUCCAGCUUCAUAGAAAAAGAAAUGUUUAUUUAUUUUUUGUUGUUUGUUUUUUUUUAUUUUUGCAAAUAAGUGAAGUUCUGCCAGAUUGGUGCUGCUGCUUUAACAGCUAUUUCUCAGAGUCUUGCCACUGAUUCUUCACCAGAUUUAAGUCUGUACUUUGACUGAACCAUUCUAAAACUUGAAUAUGCUUAAAUCUCUGGCUGAGUCAUUAUCAUGGAAAGUGUCAGCUUCAGUUUGUCUGUCCCUGACGUGACACUAUCACCUAUGUGUUUCACCGUGGGAGUGGUGUGUUUAGGGUGCUGUCAGUUUUAUGUCUGUGGGCCACACAUGUCUUUUAUUAUAGCUUACAUUGACAUAAGUAGAGAAUCUUACAUAAAAGCCAUAAUAAGUGCUAAGCUAACAGUUGCCCUCUCGACUGAUUGUCCCACCUGAACUGUGCAUCUGUGCAGCUCCUCCAGCUUUUCAAAGGGCUUUUUUCUGCUUUUCUGAUUAAUGGACUUCUUGCUUACCUUCUAUGCUUAGGAAUGUGGGCCACAACUUGAUAGGUUUGCUUUUGUUCCACACCUUUUCCAUUUAGGGAUAAUAGAUUGAAUACUGCUUUGUGAGAUGCUCAGCUUGGGAUCUUGUUUUAUAAUUGUUUUCAAAUGCUCUGCAACUUUAUCCCUGAUCUGUCUGCUCUGUUGUUUGCUGUUUGUUCAGCAAUGUUCUCUCGCAAAUCUCGCCAGUUACUGAAAAUAAAUGACACACGGGUUUCCGAUUUAAUGACUUCUUAAAGAAGUGAUUUAUUUAUUUCUUUAGAGGUAUCAGAGUUAAAUGGGAUGAA